UUCCUCAACCAAGAUGGAGACGCUGCUCCCUCUGUGUCUCACUCUCACCCUCACCUCAGUGUCGUUCGCAACCACAAAUGUUACCACGCCAACCAACACGUCAACAGUUACCACACAACCCAAUAACGGCUCAGCCAUCACAACUGCCAUGCCCACCAAUCAGUCCACACUGGGACCGCCCACCGCCCCGCCCAAUGUGACCACAGAGGUCACAAACCCCGCCAACGUCACGGCUCUGACGCCAUCUGGCAACGUCACGACGCCCAACGUUACCAUGGCAACCACGUAUCCAAACAGCACAGUGCAGCAUGCGACAAACUCUUCUGACACAGUGGUGACGACGGGGGCCGGCGCGAACAGCACGGUGACCACGCCCAGCGGUACCAUGACAACAGGGAGUGGGAAUAACAGCUCCGUUUCCCCGAGUGAAUCGGUGACGACGACCACGACGACAGUGGGUGGCGGCAGUGGAGGAGGAGGUGGAGUUCCUGGGUGGGGCAUCGCUCUGCUGGUUCUGGCUGCUCUGGCUCUGCUGCUGCUGCUACUGCUGCUGAUAGCACUGCUUGUGUGGUAUUGCUGUAGGGGGCGCCACAAAGGCCUGAGCCCCAAAAACGACGUCCCUCUGUACACCACACACAGUCGCUUCAAUGGAUCCAACGCACAAUACGAGGAGUUUGAUAAACCGACAAUGAACCGCACAGGGAUGUUCUCUGUGAACCAGUGAAUUCACUCACUCACUCACUCACCGUCAACCAGUGAAUUCACUCACUCACUCACUCACCGUCAACCAGUGAAUUCACUCACUCGCUCACUCACUGUCAACCAGUGAAGUUCACUCGUGAGACUUGUGAACGAGUGAAGUGGUUAAUGUUGAGGAGAAUCGUAGAUUGAGUGGAUAUUUUUUGCAGUUUUUAAUUUUAUUAUUUAAAUAAACAAAAUAAGAGAAACUUAAAUGUAAAAUCAUUCAAAUCAUGAUUUCAUAACAACUUCCAAACGUUUAUUUAAGACACAACACUUUAUAAACUAGAAUAACUUCAUAAUAACUUUUUAAUAACUUUAAUCAUAAUUCUUUUCUGAUGAUGAUUCUUCAUGUGUUUGUUUUUAAAUUGAAUUCAGUUUUCAGUCACAGAGUUCAUGUUUUAUAGAACUAUUAUCAUUCUAUUUUAAAUCAAUUCAU
Molecule: messenger RNA, 1177 nt
Organism: Solea senegalensis (Senegalese sole)
Lineage: Eukaryota; Metazoa; Chordata; Actinopteri; Pleuronectiformes; Soleidae
Product: cell wall protein DAN4
Exons: 4
Coding region: 14-724 (236 amino acids)
Source: RefSeq, a predicted model, not a curated record